AUGACACACCGUGUAAAGUACUGUUUUAUUACGUUCUCAGUAUAUUGGGGCAUAGGUCUGAUUUAUUCGUUAAUAGAUUUAACUGGAAAACCUGAAUUUUUACUUCGUUACAAAAUACAAGAUGUGAAAUCUUACCCGAUACAAAUUUCACAAUAUCCUCAUGUUGCAAAACAAGUAUUAUUUAAUCAAAUAUUCAUUAGUACUCCAAUUGCCAUUAUUGGGUAUAACGUACUGAAGUGGAGGUGUUACGACAAUGGGCUUGAACUACCGUCAUUUCGCAGGUUUUUGUUUGAACUUAUAAUAUUUCUUCUGUUAGAAGAAGUUGCAUUUUAUUAUAGUCAUAGACUUCUGCAUCAUCCGAAACUAUAUAAGUAUAUACAUAAAAGGCACCACGAGUUAAUAUCACCUUUUGCCAUCGGAGCAUUGUAUUGCCAUCCCAUAGAACAUAUUGUUAGCAAUGGAAUUCCACCUUAUCUGGGCCCUAUUUUUAUGGGAUCGCACGUAUCAGUGAUGUGGAUGUGGUUCAUAAUUUGUCUUAUUACUACUCUAAAUGCUCAUUCUGGUUACCAUUUUCCAUUCUUUCCGUCUCCUGAAGCCCAUAACUAUCAUCAUCAUGUAAAGUUUAAUCAGAAUUAUGGAACGUUAGGAAUAUUGAACUUUUUGCAUGGAACCAAUAAACAGUUCUACAAGAGCAGAGAAUACGAGCGUCAUUUUACGUUUUUCAAUUUUUCCCCAUUAAAGACCCAAUAA
Messenger RNA from Centruroides sculpturatus (bark scorpion), 750 nucleotides. RefSeq names its product fatty acid hydroxylase domain-containing protein 2-like. The record is from RefSeq and is a predicted model, not a curated record. Gene Ontology annotation, biological process: sterol biosynthetic process. The coding region runs from base 1 to 750 and encodes 249 amino acids. NCBI's taxonomy places the organism in Eukaryota, Metazoa, Arthropoda, Arachnida, Scorpiones, Buthidae. Gene Ontology annotation, molecular function: iron ion binding; C-4 methylsterol oxidase activity. The transcript is spliced from 5 exons.